Messenger RNA from Miscanthus lutarioriparius, 963 nucleotides. Lineage: Eukaryota; Viridiplantae; Streptophyta; Magnoliopsida; Poales; Poaceae. The record is from the annotation of a GenBank genome assembly.
AUGGCAGCAGGGCAGCAGCAGCAGCGCCAACAUCUUCCCGAUGCCACAGACCCCCCGCUGCUCUUCGCCCCGCCACCGGCGGCGGCAUUGCCAUCUUCUUCCCUCUCUCUUUCCUCCUAUUCCUCCUCCUCUUCCUUGCGGCCGUCCAUCACCAGCUUCCCCAUCCUCGUGCUCACGGUGCUGGGCAUCCUCGCCGCCUCCGUCCUCCUCCUCGCCUACUACGUCUUCGUCAUCCGCUGCUGCCUCACCUGGCACCGCGGCUCCUCCGACGUCGCCGGCCUCAUCGUCUCCCGCCGCGGACUCCGCCCCCAACGCACCGGCACCACAACCUCCGGCAGCACCGCGCCCGCCGACGCCGACGCCGACGCCGAGCCGCGCGGUCUCGAGGAUGCCGCCAUCCGGGCGCUGCCGGCGUUCAGCUACAGGAAGAAGCCCGACAAGACCGCGGCGGCCGCCGAUGAGUCAUCCGCCCAGGCGAGCGAGUGCGCGGUGUGCCUUGGCGAGUUCGAGGAGGGCGACAGGGUCAGGAUGCUGCCCGCCUGCCUCCACGUCUUCCACCUCGGCUGCGUCGACGCCUGGCUCCAGGGCAACGCCAGCUGCCCGCUCUGCAGGGCCAGUGCGGACGUCGCCGCCACCCUCUGCCGCCUGCCCCCGCUGCCGCCCGAGGAGGAGGUGGUGGUGGCCAUCCAGGUCGUCGUCCCCGGCGCCGAGGAAGACCAAGACGCGCUGCCACGGUACCGAGAGGCCACCGUGGCACCUGCUGCCGAGGUCGAAGGAGAAGGUACUGGUGAGAAGACGAAGAGCACCAUCAAUGUUCUUCCACCGAGGACGUCCUUCUCCAUGGACGGAGACGCAAUGGCUGCUGGUGGGGAGGUUCACCUGCAGAUUCAGAACAUCUUGCAGAGGGACAGCCGUACACAUGAUGAUCAUGACAGCGACAGCAGCGGCGGCGGUCGAGUGUAG